AUGAAACCUUUCUCAACACAACAUGAAGAAUUGAUACAUGACGUUUCAUAUGAUUUUUAUGGUAAACAAAUAGCUACAUGUUCAUCUGAUCAACAUAUCAAAAUAUUUGAUCUUGAUUCAAACUCAAAUGAAUGGGUCUUAAACGACUCAUGGAAGGCUCAUCAUGCUUCAAUAGUUAAAAUAGAUUGGUCUUCACCGGAAUUUGGGAAAAUUAUUGCUUCAAUUUCACAUGAUAAAACUGUUAAAAUUUGGGAAGAAGAUUUAGAUGAACAAAGAAAUUCUGGUCGUCGUUGGAAACAUUUAGCUACUUUAAAUGAUUCAAGAGGUCCACUUUAUGAUGUUGCUUUUGCUCCAAGUCAUUUAGGUUUAAGAUUAAGUACAAUUGGUAGUGAUGGUGUAUUAAGAAUUUAUGAUGCUAUGGAACCUGCAGAUUUAAGAUCUUGGACUUUAACUUCCGAAGUUUCUGUAUUAAGUGUUCCUCCUGCUUCAAAUUUACAAUCUGAUUUUGCAUUGGCUUGGUGUACUUCAAGAUUUUCACCUGAAAAAAUUGUUGUUUGUGCCUUAGAUCAAGGUUUUAUUUAUCAUCGUAAUGCAUCAGGGAAAUUAGUACAAGCAACUACAUUACCUGAUCAUCAAGGUCUUAUUAGAGAUGUUGCAUGGGCUCCAUCAAUGGGGAGAUUUUAUCAAUUAUUAGCAACAGCAUGUAAAGAUGGUAAAAUUAGAAUUUUUAAAUUAACUGAAAGAUUAACAAAUAAUUCAAAUUUUAAAAAUCAAAAAAAAAUUAUUAAUAAUGAUUAUAACGAUGAAGAUGAUGAAGAAGAAGAUAAUGAAUCAAAUGUAGAGAUUCAAGUGGAAUUAAUAAGUGAACAUGAUGAUCAUCAUGGUGAAACUUGGUCUGUUUCUUGGAAUUUAACAGGUACUAUAUUAAGUAGUUCUGGUGAUGAUGGGAAAAUAAGGUUAUGGAAAGCUUCUUAUUCAAAUGAAUUCCAAUGUCUCUCUGUUAUAUCUGCUGAACAAAAGGAAAUUGUAUGA
Messenger RNA from Hansenula ciferrii, 1032 nucleotides. It is a transcript of the gene SEH1, whose product is annotated as Seh1p. The transcript has a single exon. Lineage: Eukaryota; Fungi; Ascomycota; Saccharomycetes; Phaffomycetales; Wickerhamomycetaceae. Bases 1 to 1032 code for a protein of 343 amino acids. The record is from RefSeq and is a predicted model, not a curated record. Gene Ontology annotation, cellular component: nuclear pore outer ring; Seh1-associated complex. Gene Ontology annotation, molecular function: structural molecule activity; protein binding. Gene Ontology annotation, biological process: positive regulation of TORC1 signaling; cellular response to amino acid starvation.